Mesoplodon densirostris (Blainville's beaked whale) is the source of this 3328-nucleotide messenger RNA. It is a transcript of the gene FKRP, whose product is annotated as fukutin related protein. Lineage: Eukaryota; Metazoa; Chordata; Mammalia; Artiodactyla; Ziphiidae. Gene Ontology annotation, cellular component: Golgi apparatus. Gene Ontology annotation, biological process: protein O-linked glycosylation via mannose. The transcript is spliced from 4 exons. The record is from RefSeq and is a predicted model, not a curated record. Bases 581 to 2068 code for a protein of 495 amino acids.
UGGGGGGCGGGAAGGGGCGCGCGCCCGAAGGAGGGCAAACGCGACCCAGGCCCGGCGCGAGGGUUGCCUUUGGGAAGCGCGGGACUUAAGGAGGGGCCGCUUUCUGCCCCCCUCCUCACGCUUCACCCCAAAGAAAGACUCUAGUCCUCUCCAGACCCAAACACCAUUCUCCUCGACAAUCACUGUCCCUCUUUCAGAGACAGAGCGACCACCAACGGUGGUUUCAGCAAUGGCCCCAUCCAGAUUCCUGGCCCAGCAGUGCAGCUGAGCUGGGCUGGAACCGCCCCCCUGGAGCUCCCUCAGCCUGCAACCUAGGAGCCCCUGGCAACCACCAUCUACUUCCUGUUUCUAUGAGUUUGACCCAUUCCAUUAAAAAAAUUUAAUUAGUGGUCAACAUUACAAACUGGAAUAAUUCUAUGAUUUAAGAAAACAUUUCUAGCUUUCCUUGCAAAAACUGAAAACAUCUGGCUGACCAUCAGGAAAGAAAUGGCCAGAUGGCAGAGGAUUUGAGGAGUCUCCCCUUUCAUCCCCGCUCCCCAGGAUACCCGGGAAGCCCAGCUAAGGGCCUGACUUCAGCCCCAUGCGGCUCACCCGCUGCCAGGCUGCUCUGGCAGCCGCCAUCACCCUCAACCUCUUGGUUCUGUUCUAUGUCUCGUGGCUGCAGCACCAGCCCAGGUACUCCCCGGCCAGGGGCUCCCGCCGUGGGUCUGCCUCCGGCCCCCGGGUCACCAUCUUGGUGCGGGAGUUCGAGGCCUUUGACAACGCGGUGCCAGAGCUGGUGGACUCCUUCCUGCAGCAGGACCCAGCCCAGCCGGUGGUGGUGGCAGCCGACACGCUCCCCUACCCGCCUCUCGCCCUGCCCCGCAUCCCCAGCGUUCGCCUGGCGCUGCUGCAGCCCGCCCUGGACCGGCCCGCUGCAGCCUCGCGCCCCGAGACCUACGUGGCCACCGAGUACGUGGCCCUGGUGCCCGACGGGGCGAGGGCCGAGGCACCGGGCCAGCUGAAGCGCAUGGCCGAGGUGCUGCGAGCGGGAGGCGCACGCCUGGUGGCCGCUCCCGUUGCUUCGGCCAACCCUGCCCAGUGCCUGGCCCUGAACGUCAGCCUGCGGGAGUGGACGGCGCGCUACGGCCCGGCACCCUCCGCACCCCGCUGUGACGCCCUGGACGGGGACGCCGUGGUUCUCCUGCGCGCCCGCGACCUCUUCAACCUCUCGGCGCCCCUGGCCCGGCCCGUGGGCACCGGCCUCUUCCUGCAGACCGCCCUCCGCGGCUGGACGGUGCAGCUGCUGGACCUGCCCUUCGCCAGGGCGCGCCAGCCCCCGCUGACCACGGCCCACGCGCGCUGGAAGGCGGAGCGCGAGGGGCGGGCGCGGCGGGCGGCGCUGCUGCGGGCGCUGGGCAUCCGCCUGGUGAGCUGGGAGGGCGGGCGGCUCGAGUGGUUCGGAUGCAACAAGGAGACCCCGCGCUGCUUCGGGACAGUGGUGGGCGACACGCCGGCCUACCUGUACGAGGAGCGCUGGACACCCCCGUGCUGCCUGCGUGCACUGCGCGAGACGGCCCGCUACGUGGUGGGCGUGCUGGAGGCGGCCGGCGUGCGCUACUGGCUGGAGGGCGGCUCGCUGCUGGGGGCGGCCCGCCACGGGGACAUUAUCCCGUGGGACUACGACGUGGACCUGGGCAUCUACCUGGAGGACGUGGGCAACUGCGAGCAGCUGCGGGGUGCCGAGGCGGGCUCGGUGGUGGAUGAGCGCGGCUUCGUGUGGGAGAAGGCUGUGGAGGGCGACUUCUUCCGCGUGCAGUACAGCGAGAGCAACCACCUGCAUGUGGACCUGUGGCCCUUCUACCCUCGAAACGGGGUCAUGACCAAGGACACGUGGCUGGACCACCGGCAGGAUGUCGAGUUCCCCGAACACUUCCUGCAGCCUCUCGUGCCCCUGCCCUUCGCCGGCUUCGUGGCGCAGGCACCUAACAACUACCGCCGCUUCCUGGAGCUCAAGUUCGGCCCCGGGGUCAUCGAGAACCCCGAAUACCCCAACCCCGCACUCCUGAGUUUGGCAGGAAGCAGCUGAAGCUACAGCACCUGAUCUUGGAGUCAGGAGCACGUUCAGGCACAGGGCAUUGUCCUUUGUCUUGGUGCUGCUGGCGUUUGGCGGGCGGGCCAGGGAUGCCAAGCCACCCUGCUGGGCCCAGCACAGCCUGGGACAUCAAAGGUGUGCCCUGCCCCAAAUUCCCAGAAGCGGGGCUCCAGGGCUGGGGCAGAGUUUUGGAAAGAGAGGGAGAAAGAGUGUAGGUUCUGGGGCCAGACUGCUGUGUCCCAAUUUCUCUGCGCCUCGGUUUCCUCCGGGAUGCAGUGUGUGCCCUCAGGGUCUAGCACACAAAGAGCCCCAGGACACUUGGCCGUUGGGGUUGCUUCCGCCACUAGAGGGCGCCCUUGUCCUACCUUGGGGCCAAGGCGAAUGUAAGCCCGGGACCUCUGUUCCACGGCUUUCACGUCUCUUGAGCCUUUGGUCUUCCCUCUAGCCUCCUGUGCCUGGCGGGACAGGAUGACUAAAUCCCCUUCUUUCAGAAAACGACCGCCUUCCCUCCUGGGAGAGCGCUGUGAGGUGCAUGCUGCUCUUAACCCCAUCUUGCAGAGAAGCAAACAGGCUCUGAGGUGCGGCUGUGGUUCAGAACCGGGUUCUGGAUCCCGGCCCCCUCCAUUUAACUGUUACCUCAUUAUUUUAGCUCUCUGCACCUAUUAGCCACUCGCAAGGCGGGGUAAACAAUAGUCAUAGCUCACAUUUUCUGAGCACUUACUGUGUAUCAGGCAUCGUUCUCAGUAUUUCACUGACUUAGGGAUAACUGACUUAUCCCUCACCUUGACCCUCUGAGGUGAGAGCUGCUGUUAUUUUGAUUUCACAGAUGAGGAAACAGGCCAGAAUGGUAAAGCCACUUGUCCAAAGUCAGACAGCUUGGGAAGUGUCAGAGAGGGGACUUGAACCCAGGCUGUCCGUCUGUAGCCUGCAUUGCCGUUGCCUGCUAUGCCCCUCUCUGGUGAUAGUACCCGAGAGGGGCUUUGGGAAGCCACACGGCUUAGCAGGUAAAGCGACAGCAGCCUUCCUCUCGUGAUCGUGCACCUAAGAGGAAAUACUGUUUGGGCAUGUACCUCCAAUAGGUAUAUUUAUUUAUAAAUUAUAUUCAGGUACUACUAGCAUUCUGUAUAUUAGUAAUAAGGCUUAAAUUAUUCCAUUUUAAAAUUAAAAAUAAAUAGAGAGGGUUUUGAUUACCAGCCUCAUCCCAGUGACUUGUCCUGCACACCCCUUGGGUGUAUGCACCUGGCUUUGAGACCA